ACCUGUGACAGAGAUUUGCACUUAGAUCGCCUUCAUUACCACAGAAUGUGGAAAAUGUCUUUCAGGAGCUUCAGGAAGGGCAGGGAGGAAGGGAGACAGAUGGAGAAGCAGCAAAGAAGGUGACAUUCACUGCUGUCACUAUUGGCAAAACAAUCUGCUUUCUUAUAAUGUGCAUUAUUGAGUUAAUAAUCUCUUACUCUUUCCUGACUUCUGACUGAUGUCCCUUUCUUGAAUCUACUGAUCCCUCUUGUCCCAUCACGAUAAUUUCCCCAUUGCUAUUUUCUGACAAUCUAAAGCAAUGUGGGAUUACACAUUCCAACUUACUAUUUUCAUAUUUAGUCGUCUCGGCUGGGAUAAUGAUUUGUCAACUAAAAAGUAAAAAUUAAUACUAAAUAAUUGGGUUAUGGAAAGCCGUGUAUUUUGUUAUGGAUAUAGCUUUACAAAACAUAUAUAGUGACUUGUCCUGUUUUUAUAUUGCUCUGCCUAGCACACCAUUUCUUUUUGUAAAUAAAAUAAACACUAUGUUACAGUACACACUACUUUUGUACUUUAGACUCCUACACAUCAUUAGUUUACCCAAACAUUCUAACAGUGUGUAACUAAAUCCUGCUAGACCAAAUACCCAGGUUAUAUGAACUAGAACACUGCUAAGUUUAUGAAUCAUAACAUCUCAAAACCUCUCAGUGCUUUUUUUUUAUUAUUGUUUUAUUAUUGUUUUAUUGUUAUCCUAUUUUGGAAACAGGUCUCAAGAGUUUUACUAUUAGUUUCAUCAGGACCUUCGUUUGGCCCUUAAGAAUCGAAUAAGUCACUUCUGUUUGGAGCUGUAGGAGGUAGACAUGCAGUUGGAAUCAUGAGUAGUCCAUGUGUCCACCUUUUUCAUUGUAUACAUAGGUUCUUCUUCCUGAAGCUUCCUUCUGAAUUUCCUAUUACCCAGGAAAGAUAAAAAGCAGUGGAAUAACUUGUUUCUCUAGGAUUUAACUACAAGCCAUCCUCCGGAGUAAUAUUUUUCAUAUUUUUUAACUGCCUUCUGUCUGUUCUUAUGUUGUUUCUGAAGCUGUGGUUGCACAUUUGCUGCAAAAUAAUCUAAACUGAGUUAAAAGAUCAGACAGACAGGUUUAUUGCACAGCCACACAAAACCCACAAUAGAUAGGGAACUGGCGUGAAUGUAGAAAUAAGCGGCAGAUGUAGGAGUUGUUUAACUUAAUAUGCUAUAAACUUCUACAAGAAAGCAUGAAAAUGUAGAUAUCAAGAACUGGAGUAUUCAUAGAAGCCACAGUUAACUGGGAACACUGUAAAUGUUCUUGAAAACAUGGAAGUAAAUGGGAGACUAGGAAGAGAAGGUAAACAAUAAAUUUGGGGAUAUGUUUUUAAAUGUUCUGUGCAAAUAACAUGCUGAUGCAAAAUACUCCAUCUAAUCAGCUAUGGAGGUAUCCAGGAAAACAUUAAAUAAUAUCAAAAACAAAUUUAAAACUGAAAAGUACAGAGAAUAUAAGGUAAUAUAUGAGUUUUCUGGAAUACAAAGACUUUAGACAUAUGAGGUUUUCAGUAUACAAAGCUACCAGAUACUGUGGUAUUCUGUAUAGUAUCAUUAUCUAGUCACCUUUAUCACUGUUUGGUACAAACAAACCAGCUCUGAGACAUAGUAAGGGUACUAUAAUCAUAGAAAAUAUGCACAAGUACUGUAUUUAACCACAAACAUGUGCCAGGUUGUUUUGCAAGCACAAUAGGAUGCAGUUUCUGACUGUAAAAUGAUCUGGCAGUAUAAUAUCUUCUGUGAGAAACAUAGGGAAAGCAGGAAGGUGAUACAUAAUAUUUUCUCAGUGCUUACAGAGUUAAGUCUAUAAGUCAAUGAACACUGAGGUGCAUGAAAGUAUGUUUCUUUGUUCUUCAAAGCAAAACAAAUUCACACUUAACACUUUGAAUUAGAAUAAUAAUAAAGCCAGCAGAUGUAAUGUAAUUAGAUUUGUACUGCCCUUGACGGGGGUGGAUCAAAUUCAGCGCAGCUUAGAACAAAUAAUAUCAUUGAAGUUCAUAUAGUCACCAGAGAUUUGCUCCUGCCACACUAAGGCCACUGUUAAAAUGAGAAAGGGGCCAAUUUGUGGGCAGUGUUAAAAUGCAAAGGAGUAAAUGCAGGGCUAGAUAAAGCUGUGCUGCAUCCCCUUUUCACAUUCUAGUUUUUGAUGCAUGUACAUAGCCAUUUCAGUUAAAAACCCAGUUGUAUUUUAACACACUCUCUGAACCUGGUGGGAAAUCAGUAAUGCUUCAUCUCUAAGUAAAGUGAGACUUGGGGGCUCAGGGGACUGUUUUGACUACAUUUUUUAUUAAUUUAGAAGAAGGACUGUGAAUUCAUUGCCACGAUUGACUGAAUUUUCAAAAGAAAGACUCUGUUGAUCUAGUUGUUACAAUAUGGCUGUAACUGUUGGUGAGCUAUAUGGAUGACUGUAGCAUGCAAGGUAGCAUCUCUGAAAUCACAUACGCUGAUCAUCUGAAUCUUCAAAGUGAGAGGUAUCAAAAUACAAGUCAUUAUAGCUCCACAAAAAAUACACAAUAUCCUACAGUGGUGAAGAUGAGGUAGGUUCAUAUUGUGCCCACCUUAUUCACAUUUAAUAGCAUUGCAUUGUCUGUCCUGUGUGAAUAGUCCCAGUGACUUCAGUGGAGCUCUUAAUGAUGGGUGAUCUGGGACACGUGAGCUCAUGUGAACUCAGGUGAGCUAGGAUGGUGCAGUACAACUGUGUCCCUAGGAGAGUUAAAAUGCCCAGAUUGUCCAGGAACCAUGGGGCAAAUUCUCAGUUCUGAGGUCCAUUGCUAUAUAUAGUUUACCUUAGAGUAUAUAGGCAAGUGGCAAGUAAGUUUCUGCAACAGGUAACUGAAAAAGGAUGUUUGUGACAUUUCUAGAACAAAACGUGUUGAUCGGAUAAAUUUUUUAAAGUGGGAAUAAUUUUAAUUCCCAGUAAUUUAACAAAUUUAAUGCACGUUCCUAAAAUGCUCUCUUGACCCAUCCACGUUUUUCAGCAAAACAUAGUUCAGUUCAACAAGGUUCUGUAGCACCACUCCAAUAUUGCUCUUCUUUGGGCAAUGUCGGACUCUGCUUAAGAAGCCAGAACAAUAUUUUGCUAAGAACAUUUAAGAAACUAGAAGAGUUUACUCCAUGUGGGGGAAUUAGAAAGAUUUUUGUAUAACUUUUUAAACAUUUGCGUGCAAGUUAUUUGUUCUUGCUGACAAAGUACAAUGCAACACGAUGCCAUGCAAAAGCAAAGCAAUUACAUAAUCUCUUCCAAAAUUCCUUUCAAUAGUCUGGUCCAGAGGCAGCAGCUUUCAUGCUGUGAGCGACGUGCAACAUCAAGGCUUCAUGUCUGUUACAAAGGACAUGGACAAUACUGGAUCAAAUGGCACUGACAUUUGAUCUAGACCAAGUGUGAAAUUGCAACAUGUCUGUCAAAUUACCCAGAGCAUAUGGUGGUGUGUUUACAAGGGCUCUUUUUUGGCUGUAUGUUGGCUUGCUAAGGACAAGCAGUACUGGCCUAAUAAAAACUCUACUGGUACUAAGUUACUUCUAUGAGAUUUUUAAACAAAAUUUGAACUACUACAGUGAGUUGAUACAGAUUCGUGGUUGUAGUGUUUUUGCAAUAUGCUCAUUAAGUCAGACUUGCCAUCUUGCAGGGACACAGCCUAAGGCAGAGGUAGAAAAACACAUGCAGCCACAAUCACUGGAUGUUGGGGAUACCAUCGCUUAUUCAAAAUCAGCCCCGAAGCUGAGAUUAGCAACUUUAAAGGAUAUUUUAAAGGGGUAGAUCUAGGAACUUCACUAAAAGCACGGGGAAAAGAAACAUGCAAUAAGAAGAGUGUGAUGGUAGUCUAUGCUGCAUUCUAUUCAAUCUGUUUUGAGUUGAGAUGAAGUUGUCUUUUAUUUCAUCUAUUUGGUCAAUCCGGUGCUUUUAAUUUAUGAAUUUAUUGGGCAUAAUUUGGUUUGAGGUUUGUGAUGUGAAGAACAAUUAAGGUGAGAGAACAACAAUAAAUUAUGCAGCAUGAGCCUAAUUCUCUGUAACUUCUACGAUCAUUUCUGUUGACACAAAAUUAGCUAGCACAUUUUGCUAAUUGAAGUAGACUAGACUAGAAUAUAUGUCAGUAUAACACAGUUCCCAAGUAGCUGUUAAAUUAUACCAUUAUUUGGUUUUGUUUUAUAAAUAUUUUGCAAUGCUAAAAAUGGUUAAACAAAGUGGCAUAGAAUGUCUGCUUAUUACAUUCAGAGAUGACUACUUGAGGUUGGAAGUAGAUACAAAGUAUGCUGAGGACAGGAGUUGAAUUCAAAAUUAUUGCAACAGUAGAAAUAUUUUUAAAAGAGCUAAUGCAGGUCAUUAAAGAGAAGGUAAUAUACUCAGAAAUAAGCCGUUAUAUAAAAACAGGAUGAGAAAACAAUUGGCUUCAUAAAUCUGAUGGAAAAAAUCUGGAUAAUGGAUCAGGAUUGAAUGCAGUGCAAUGGAGUCGGUUGCAAAACAGAGGAAAAGCGCACAGAGAACUCGGGACAGCUUGGUAGCUUACAGCACAUAGUACAUCAUGGUUGUAUUUCCUAUAGCAUUGGUCAAGGCUUCAUCUGAGCUGAAUGCUUUGUUUGGGGAAUAGGGGUUGACUUAAUUAGAUAAAUGUCCAGGAUGCAGAAGGAUCAGAAAUAUGUAACAGCAAGGUGAAAAGAAAUGCAACAGCAGUAUUCCUAGGCACUAAGGGCUGUUGGACAGGAAAGCAAAUAAACUUCUGCCUGCUCAUGGCAAACAGUACAAAACACAUUUCUGUUGCUGUCCAUGUGGAGCAGAGAUUAAAAAUUCCAGCAACAAAUAUUUAGACUGGAGACUAGGAAAAAAAGCUAAAUGUAAGACUGUAUACAAGGCUCAGAGAGCCAAAACCACACACUGUACACAGAGAAGAAAGGCAAGAAGCAGUCUGCAAAAAAACAAACUUUUAAUUUUGAAACACUGUAUGUAUAUAGCGUAGCAUCUUUCACAGCCAUUAGUAUUUGUAAAGAUUAGCUCAUCUUAGCAACCAGUUCUACUAACGGAGUGCAGGCUCGUGCAAAGUUCAUCAAAUCAUAUCCAGGAGGAAGGGAUUGUGUUACUGUGCAGGGACUUCCACUGUAUUCAUUACAGCCAACAUCAAGGAAGUGUCCAGUAGUGCAAGACAGCAUUUCUUUCUCCAUAACAUCUCCUUAUAUAGGACAGUAAUGUAUUUCCUAAGGAGAUUAAAAACCCCACCUCUUGGUAUUUUAGGUUUUUAAUUUGUAAAACUCCAUCAUUCUUCUAGGAUGUUCUGUCACUGAGAAAAGUGAAUACUUGGAAUUACUGUUUCUUUCUGCAUUAGUCUGCACUGCUCUCAUUUCCUUCUCUUCACGUAUCUUUAAGUUUGACCUGCAUAAUGUUAUUGACAUGUAUACCAUAUAUACCACAUUAAAAGAGAGUAACAGCUUGUAUCACAAACCUGUGGUGGCAUCUGUCAGUAAGAUAACAGGAGAGGAACACCAUGCAACAGAGCACUGAAUGUCACUAUUCAGCUCUUCUUGUCCACAUAUUUGAGUCUGAUAAUUACAGGAAAAAAUGGUCUAUUUCAGGAAAGCAAACAUUAGCAUUAAUUGUAACUGCUGAGAUAAUUUGUGAUGUGUAUUCUUUUGUUAAGUUUCCUUUUGUGAGAUGCUACAAACUGAAGUUUAUUUAUUACACAACUUCUGAAUUCAGACUGUGGGCCUUUAUUUCGAUCUCCAUUCUUCUUGUAGUAUGAAUAGCUGUCAGAAUGAAAAUCAGCAUGUAAUAUGAAUUAUAUACAAAGACACAGAAUAAAAUAUGAGAGGGGGAGGAAAGAAGGAAGCAGGAGAAAGACCAAAAAUUAGAUGAAAAAUGCUUUAAAGAUUUCGCAAAACUCCCUCAAACUGUAACUUUUUAAACAAUCUGAAAGAUGGAAGCAAAAUGUAAAGGUUAACCUACAAAUAAUUAUAUUUUGAAAUAUAUAUUGAUAUUGGAUAUAAAGGAGGUACUAGGGUGAAAGAGGUGUAGGAAAGAAGUAGUGUUCUGGCCUUAAGAGAGAAGGAAGAAGAAAAACAGCGGUAUGUAAAACUAAGAUUUGGACCUUCAAAAAGCAAUAAAUUGCAGUAAGCUGUCACAGCUGUGAAAUACCCCAGAGCACAGAUCUUGCUGAAGAAAACCUCUCCAAAGAUUUUGCACAGCUGGUUGCCUGGAAUAAGUGAUGGAACUUCCAUUGCAAUGGUCGAGUGAAAAUGAAUUUAACAUCUGUAUUUGAGUAACACAUAAACUACAUUAAACCAGGUAAGUGGUGUGCUCAGUGACUCCGGGAGAGUCUGGAAAUGGGAUUUCCAUCAGUCUAGAGGCUAACGUGUGACACUUCGGACCUGAAGCAGGUUUAUCACCCCAAGUUUCUUCAAGGGUUUCCGGGCGGUUUUAGCUUGACCGCGCCGGCUCCCCGAGCACGGCAGCCCGCUGCUGCGAAGGGCAGUUGUGCCUCUCGGACGCCGCCUCGGUGCUGGGCUGCCCGUUCUCCAGCCGAGCGGGGCCGGAUGGCGGCAGCCUCCCCUGCCGCAACCGCCAUGGCCACAGCGUCACGCGGCCGCCCCGCCGCACCCAUUGGCACAGGGGACGGAAGUGACGUACCGGCAGGAGCCCGGCGGAGCGCGGUGGCGGACUCCCGCCGCACGGCGAUGAACAGCCGCCUGCAGGAGAUCCGGGAGCGGCAGAAGCUCCGCCGGCAGCUCUUGGCACAGCAGUUAGGAGCUGAAAACGCAGACAGCAUUGGUGCUGUGCUGAACAGUAAAGAUGACCAGCGGGAAAUCGCUGAAACAAGAGAAACGUGUCGGGCUGCUUAUGAUACUUCUGCACCAAAUGCAAAACGCAAAUAUCCAGAUGAGGGAGAAGCUGAUGAGGAAGAGAUUGAAGAAUAUAAGGAUGAAGUAGAGCUGCAGCAGGAUGAAGAGAACCUGCCCUAUGAAGAAGAGAUUUACAAAGAUUCCAGUACUUUUCUUAAGGGUACUCAGAGCUUAAAUCCACACAACGAUUACUGCCAACACUUCGUGGAUACUGGACACAGACCGCAGAACUUCAUCAGAGAUGUUGGCUUAGCAGAUAGGUUUGAAGAAUACCCAAAACUUAGAGAGCUCAUCAGAUUGAAGGAUGAGCUGAUAUCUAAAUCUAACACUCCUCCCAUGUAUCUACAAGCAGACUUGGAAGCUUUUGAUAUUAGAGAACUGAAAUCCAAAUUUGAUGUGAUUCUCCUGGAACCACCACUGGAAGAAUACUACCGAGAGACUGGCAUCACUGCCAAUGAAAAAUGCUGGACCUGGGAUGACAUCAUGAAAUUGGAAAUUGAAGAAAUUGCAGCCCCGAGGUCAUUUGUGUUUCUGUGGUGCGGUUCAGGCGAGGGUCUGGAUCUUGGCCGCGUGUGUCUACGCAAAUGGGGUUACAGAAGAUGUGAGGACAUUUGCUGGAUUAAAACGAAUAAGAACAAUCCUGGAAAGACCAAGACUCUAGACCCUAAGGCUGUUUUCCAAAGAACCAAGGAGCACUGCCUCAUGGGCAUUAAAGGAACUGUGCGUCGCAGUACAGAUGGUGACUUCAUCCACGCUAAUGUUGAUAUUGACCUCAUCAUCACAGAAGAGCCUGAAAUUGGCAACAUAGAAAAACCUGUAGAGAUCUUUCACAUCAUUGAGCAUUUCUGCCUUGGACGACGACGUCUUCAUCUUUUCGGAAGGGACAGUACAAUUCGACCAGGUUGGCUGACUGUAGGACCCACUCUCACAAACAGCAAUUUCAAUGCAGAAACAUAUUCUUCGUACUUCACGGCUCCAAAUUCCCACCUGACCGGCUGUACUGAGGAGAUUGAGAGACUGCGGCCCAAGUCACCACCACCCAAGUCCAAGUCUGACCGGGGAGGUGGUGCCCCAAGGGGAGGAGGAAGAGGCGGGACUUCGGCUGGCCGAGGAGAAAGGGGCAGAGAGAGGAACAGAACUAACUUUCGGGGUGAGAGGGGUGGCUUCAGAGGGGGACGUGGAGGUACCCACAGAGGAGGCUUCCCCACCCGCUGAUGACUGUUAGGUUAAUGGAGAAGGAAAUAGAAAAUUCUACCCAUCCUCUGUGAAGAAAGACACCUGCUGGUCAUACUCGGAAGGUGCUGUUUCAGCAGUCACAGACGGGCUGUAAAGGUAAGGCAGUAAGGCUUCAUGUCAUGUACUUGUGGCUGUGGAGAUCAUACUUAGAAAAAUACCCUAGUAGGACAGCAUUCCCCCUCCCACCCCCAUUAUACAGUAAAAACGUCUGGUCAUUUUUUUUAUUUUAAACACUUUUGAUCUGGUCUAUAUCUAAAGUGAUGUUUAGAGAUGAAAAGCUUUUAAUUUCGUUACCGGUUGUCAGUUAAUUUCUCAGCUAUAACACUUUAACAAAAGGAGAAGGGUAAAACUCAUCACCACUGAACUGAUGAAUAUUUCAUCUGCUACAAGUGACUUAACUGAAGCAUGUUGUCCUUUAAGAUAAAAAGCCUAACAAGUUGUUUUUCUUUCCAAUUUUAUCAAAUGCAUAAUGCCACCGGUCUGAUUUGGGAUGCCUGUCUAGGUUUUAUCUUUCCAUUCUGGAAGAGGCUUAUAGUACUUUGAGUAUCUUACAUCCCAUAUAAAUCAAGUGAAGGAUUUGACAAUUACACUGACGAGAUACUUGGGAUGUCUUAGCAUUUAGCUCCAAAGGGAUUUUAAAACAUCAGUCUAGCUGUAACCCACCAUGUAUAAAUCCAGGCUUUGGCUUGACAGUUCUUCCCACUUUCUGAUAUUGCUGGCUAUUAAGAAGUUGUUGGAAAUGCUGGGUGUGCCAUGCAGGUCAGUGGGCAAUGACCUGGGGGUUUUGAUGUUGUUCCUUAACACAGUAUCAUGAGCACAGGCUCACAGUGCACAUUCAUAGAUACUGAAUGCUUUGUUCCGUGGCAUGGGAUUUAGGCUGCAAAAACUAAGGAGCAAUUUUAAUCUGACAGUGGAAGUUAAAUGGCAUUAAGUCAAGGGAUUAAUUUUAGAAUACUCAGAUGUUCUAAAAUCCUUUGCAGGGGAUAGAAAUAACCAGAACAGACUAUAGGAAAAAAAAAAAAAAAACAACAUGUAAAGCCCAUUAACUUAAGUCUUUGUUUCUUGAAUAUGGCUUUUAAAGGAUGCAUUAACUGAAAGGGUGAGGUAGUGAGCCCUCUUGUUUCUGUAUAUAGUUGAAAAAUUAUUUUUCCUUCCAAAAUUGGUAUAGUUGGUAGCGGCAGCUUAACUGCUGUAGUAGAAAUCUUGCCUGUGUAAUGUGUUGAAGGUCAACUUAAUAACAUGGAGGAAAGCUUACUGAUCCUUUCCAUUAGAGAGCCAUUCCCAUGGGCAAAAAAGCAAGCACUAGGUAAGUUUUGUAGUGAAACAUGAAGUAAUUUUGACUAGAAUUAUUGCAGCAAUUAAAAAGGAUAAACCAGGCCUAGCUUCUGUAAAUCUGAGUCCUGCUGUUAUGAGCUACUUAUGAAGUGUUGGACAGCUUUCAACAGGAU
Messenger RNA from Columba livia (rock pigeon), 9543 nucleotides. It is a transcript of the gene METTL14, whose product is annotated as methyltransferase 14, N6-adenosine-methyltransferase non-catalytic subunit. Gene Ontology annotation, molecular function: mRNA binding. Gene Ontology annotation, cellular component: nucleus; RNA N6-methyladenosine methyltransferase complex. NCBI's taxonomy places the organism in Eukaryota, Metazoa, Chordata, Aves, Columbiformes, Columbidae. The transcript has 12 exons. The record is from RefSeq and is a predicted model, not a curated record. The coding region runs from base 6554 to 8074 and encodes 506 amino acids.